Messenger RNA from Brenthis ino (lesser marbled fritillary), 1335 nucleotides. Lineage: Eukaryota; Metazoa; Arthropoda; Insecta; Lepidoptera; Nymphalidae. The record is from the annotation of a GenBank genome assembly.
AUGCACCCACUGUGCCCGAAUAUCAGGUGUAAAAUCGACAUGGCGGACAGCGAAUUUGAAGAAUUUCGCCGAGUAUUUGACAAAUUACCCCAACAUAUAAAGGCUCCUACGCCUUUUUACUCAUUAGUGCCAAAUGUGGGUCUUGAAGAUGAUUCACCAUCAUCAAAAAGUGAGGGUACGCCUGAUGAAGAAGUUGGUGAAAUUGAAACGGGGAACGCAGCGCAAGCAGAGACAUCACCUGUAAACCAAGCAGAAGUGAGUGACGCACAACGGAGUCCACUUCACCAAACAUUUGCAAAUGGUGAAAGAAGACGACGAAAAUUGCCAGAAAUACCUAAAAACAGAAAAUCGGCGGUAGUUCCAUCCAAUCAGCCUACAUCUUUGGCUGAUGAGUUGGGAGCUCUAACUGGUGUUCUUAUCCGGCCAGGCUGCCAAAGACCAUUGCUAGUCCUCAAAUGCGGCUAUCUUCUAGACGAAGAUUCCAGCCCUGAUUCAGAAAGACUGCAGAGUCUUGGAGAUGUUGACAGUGGACAUAGUACUGCGCACUCUCCUAUUGACACUGGCCCAAAAAGUUUAUCACCAACACCGUUGCAACAAAAUGUCUCGCCCUCGUCAAGUUGCAGUAUUAGUGGUAUUAACUUUUCUGGGAACAUGACAACUGUUCCUCAUAAUCAACUGGAAAUGUUAGAAGCAACGCACAGAGGCUUACACAAGUUCAAUCCAAGGCAUCAUGAUGAAAUAGAAGUUGAAAUCGGUGACCCAAUAUACGUUCAGAAAGAAGCUGAUGACUUAUGGUGUGAAGGGGUCAAUUUACGAACCGGUCAACAAGGUAUUUUUCCAUCAGCUUAUGCUGUAGAUAUGGAUUAUAAUGAUUUCGAUCCUGCAAAUGCCAAAGUAAAAAGGGAACGAUAUUUACUAGGAUAUAUGGGCUCAGUUGAAACAUUAGCACACAAAGGUACAGGCGUAGUUUGCCAAGCAGUAAAGAAAAUUGUGGGAGAAUGCAACGGUGAUCCAGGAACUCAACCAUGUAUUCUGGAAGUGUCAGACCAAGGACUCCGAAUGGUUGACAGAUCAAAACCUGACCGGAGUCGAAGCGGUCCAUGCAUCGAUUACUUCUAUUCUCUGAAGAACGUAUCAUUCUGCGCAUUUCAUCCCCGCGACCACCGAUACUUAGGAUUUAUUACUAAACACCCGACUUUGCAAAGAUUUGCUUGUCAUGUGUUUAGAGGCCAAGAAUCUACAAGGCCUGUUGCAGAAGCUGUCGGGAGGGCCUUUCAAAGAUUUUACCAAAAAUUCAUUGAAACGGCGUAUCCCAUCGAGGACAUCUACAUAGAA